Porites evermanni is the source of this 4739-nucleotide messenger RNA. NCBI's taxonomy places the organism in Eukaryota, Metazoa, Cnidaria, Anthozoa, Scleractinia, Poritidae. The record is from the annotation of a GenBank genome assembly.
AUGGUUAAGUUAGAUAUCCCGCUAGAAUUUUGUACUCAAGCUGGAGAGAAGGGCGGAUAUGUUGCAAAAGGAUUUAGUGAUCUUCAUUUAUGUCCUUUCUUUAUCAAGGGUACCUGCAAAUUCGAAUUUCAGUGCAAAAGAUCUCACGAUUAUGGUGACGAACAUACAGUUGGUGUUCUAAAUCACUUCCGCCUCGGUUUCUUAACUAAGCAUCCUUCACAUUCCCUUUUACAGAGGAUUUUCAAAAUGAUCGUAGAUGAAAGUGAACUACAACGAGCUGCUGCCAAAAGAUCUGUUCCAGAGAUUUGUAAAUUCUAUAACAAAGCGACCUGUAAAAAAGGGGACAAUUGUCAUUGCUUGCACGUGUGUGAACGUUUCAUUGAUGGAGAUUGUAAGUUUGGCGAAGGCUGUAAAAGGGAGCAUGAUUUCUUUGACCCUCACAACAAAAAUGUGCUUGAAGAAUAUGACUUGGAUGGAAUCAGUGAGCUGAAAGUGCUUCAGCGAUUGAAAGGCAGGGAAAGAAAGCGUACAGUCAGUGGAAGCUCUGAUGUUGAAAAGCCUGAUAAAGUAUUUCCCAAAGCAGUAACUCCUGUUGUCCCAGUUCCCACUUCCAAAGCGAAGGAUGAAAAGGAAAAGGACACUGAAAUUUGUGGAUUUAAUCUGUGGGGCAGGUGUAACUAUGGCAACAACUGUAUCCAUCAUCACACAGAGCUACCUUACUUGUGGGAACUUUCUGUACAUGGCGAAAAGUGGGAAAGCUUUUCAAGUGAUCUAAAUACAAUGUUAGAGCAAACCUACUGUGAUGUUAAAAAAAGCAGCUACACAGUAAUGAUCAGAGGAAUUCUUCAUCGUGUUAAGUUUGAUAGUAUGACUGCUGAACCGGUUUUAUCAGAUGAUGGUAAGUAUCUCUUAUUUGAAAGUUACAAACAAUAUUAUAUUUGACAGCUGAGAUGUACUGCCAUAUAUGGGCUGUGUAGGAUGUAGUUUUCUUACGGUAGUUUAGUCUGGGAUAUAGUAGGGAUUUCCUUUCCUAAAGUACCCCACCCGGGGUGUGAAGAAUGUACAUAGUGUGAGAGGUUUGAACCCAGGAGUCAUUUCAUAAGUAGGUUGAGUUUGAUCGUCCGGGUGAACGUAGUCCUGAAUAGGACUGUUGUUGUUGACAGUGACUGACGUUUCGACAACCUGUGCGGUAGUCAUCUUCAGAGUCAGCGUGAGUUGUAUCACGUCAGUUGAUGGUAUUAUACUCUGGUUAUUGAUGUGAUUGGUCAAUUACGUCGCGAUGCUAUUGGUCGUCUGUCAGUUAAGCCGUGAUGUUAUUGGCUAUGAGUCUUACGAGAGAUUACGAGUCUUCAUAACAGGUUGUCGAAACGUCAGUCACUGUCAACAACAACAGUCCCAUUCAGGACUACGUUCACCCGGACGAUCAAACUCAACCUAGUUUUGAAAUGUACCUAGUGUUUUAUAGAUGGUUUUCAUAGUGAUGUCAUCAAAUUGUUAAGUCAAAAUAGGGAGGUUUUACAAAUUCUUAUUUACACUAGGUUGAAGAUAAACAAAAAUAAAUCUUUGCAUAUGUUUCCACUCCCGUAGCAUGUUUCAUUUCGAAAACACAGCAGUUUGAAGUUCCGAGUUUUUAAGGUGCGUGGCACCAAAAUAGGAAUGCUGUGUCGUUGAAAAAAAGUCUCUCCUCUUGAUUUUCAGCAGUAUAACCUUUUCAAGUACUGGAAGAUAUGUUUAUGUGCAUGUAUGCUAGUUCUCGAGUGAAAAGAAAGAGUUUUUAUAGAAAAAGUGAACUCGAGAUGUUUUUGUUGAUUUCCGGCGGCCAUAUUGGUGCACCAAAACGGAACACCAAUAUGGCGUCUCCAUAUAAAGCUCUACAAAAGUGCGUGAAACGUUUCGGCAAAUAACUCAGAAACUGUGGGCCGCAAAGACCUGAAACUUGGAAAAAUUGUUUGUAUAUUAGUCUUUUAUAACAUUUCAUUUUCGUGGCGUCUUCCACUGGACGGUUUCCAAUUUAUUUUUUUGUUGCGUGACAGUGAAAAGGAUCUAUAAAGACAAAAUCUGACAUGCAAACUGGGCUCAAAGAGUUCACAGGGAAGAGGGAUUUUUUAAAGUACAGUAUUAAACUAGUAUAGGUAGUAGCAGUAGCGGUAGAAGUAACUGGAUUCGAAAGCAGUAGUAACUAGUAGUGAAAAAAUAUGUUCCGGGGGGGCACUCCUGGGAAUUCUUGGUGGGGGUGUGCCGCCCGGUCCUCCAAAUCCUGACCCGAUUUCAGACCAAAAAAUGUAAUAUUUCACACCCGUUUUCAGAUCAGACCUCUAAAAUCCAUACCCGUUUUCAGACCUGGCCUUUAGGCAGAAAUUAUGUUAUCAUUACUUAGCCGUUAGAGCCCAAACAAAAAAUUAUUCGAAUCCAUUUUGAAUUCGCAUAUUUCCCUUUCUUGCUUACUCAUCUGGAAUUGAAACGAUAAAUACGUUCAUACACCCCGUAGUUCCUUCGAAAACCAUACCCGAUUCCGGACCAAAAUGGACAAAGUGUAUACCGUUUUCAGACCAAAACAGCGCAAAAACCCUACCUGAUGGGGCGGCACAUGCCUAUAUGGCUUAUAUAAGGAGUACCCCCCCCCGGAUUAUUUUUAGGCAGCUGCAACUUAAAAGUGAACGCUUAGAAGAGCUCUAAGGGAACAGAGUGUUGCCCCAUGAAAGGGAAUUCAGGACAUUCUUGAAUUCUGGGUUCAACGCUGUGGAUUUCGGAUUCCAGGUACUGGAUUGCAGUCUUUGUCAGUGGGACUUGGAUUCUGGGUCGAGUUGUUCAAAGCUGGGUUAAGAUAACCCAGUGUUAGUGCGUGAUCUGAAUUCAGAUUUGAAAGCUUAAAGAGCAUUUCCGUUUUAAUUCUUUUUGUCUACAAGUUGAUGAUUGGAAGCUCUAAAAAUAAAAGAGAAAAUUAUCCAAGAAAAUGCUUUUCAACGUAAGAAAGAGAAACCCGGGUUACAUUUAACCCCGGGUUAAGCGCUAAUUGGCCUUCGAACAACUGGGCCCCGGAUUCCAAAUCUUUAGAGGGAUUCCGGAUUCCAUGAGCUGUAUUCUGGAUUCCAAAUUCCAGGAUUCCAGAUUCCAUAAGCAAAAUUUUCCCGGAUUCCGGUUACCGGAUUCCCUUACAUGGGGCGAAGAGGGGUCGACAGAACAAAAAAUAGUGAAGAUGUGUUAUUCCUUGCUCUAAUCAGCUGUGAAUUACAAGUCUCCCAAGAUUCGACGACUGUCCACUGUAUCAUCUGUGGUUGCCGCAGCAGGCCACGUGUACAGCACUAGGUGGCAUUGGUACUGGCAAGAUAAAAAUAACAAGUGGCAGUCAUAUGACACUCCAACUGAUGGACAUGCUGUUAACACCACUAGUAGCCAAUGUCUUGAGAGGGAAUACAUGGCAGGUAAGAAAUCCCCCUUUCCUCUAAUUUAUUAUAAUCAGUUCCUUUCUCAUAUAUAUUUCAAACCUUUUGUCCUUUUUGGGGAUAAUUUCAGCAUGCCAUGCCAUAGAUAAUGGAUGAAUGUUUGUUUUCUGAUCCUACUCAAAUAUCCACAGCUGAGAUACAAUUAAAAAUGCAUACCUUACUAACAUUGUUUUCUUGUUGAAGUUCUGCACUUUUAUUUAGUUUAUUAUACAUUCAACUCACUAUCUUUUUUCUGAUUGGCCGAAAGCGUACAGUGAAUGUUUGAAAUCAGCGCCUUGGAUGUCAUCUUGCUGCAGAUUAUACAAUAAUCAUGUCAAGGACACUCAAGGUCACGGGUAAUGAUUUCAUGUAUGACCGAGGAGCAUGAUUUCUAAGGGUAAUCAUGUCAAGUUCGUGCGCUUUGUGUUGCUUGCCGUCAGUGAAGAAGCAAAAACAUGACUUCAAGGUUUGCUUCGUUGACGGCCGAGCAGACAUCGAAAACAUAGUUGAAGACUGGGACUCACAAAACACAAAAAGGUUGACGAAGGUGGCAAAGAAGCUGUUUGCUGAUUACGUGAAAGAGAAAAAAAACUGAGGGAACCUGUGGGAAAGAAAGAGUUGGCACAAACUUUGAAAACAUUUUAUGUCGAAGCGAGAAAGAAAGAAUUCGUUCAAUGUAUAAUAAAACAAUAACCCUUACCGAGACCUUGAUUAUUCUGGAUAUCAGAAAAACCUCAUCCAAUAAUUGUUUAUUGAAAGUGGCCCAUGGGGAGACACCUGGAAGGUCCAUCAUCCCCCUCUGAAAACAAACCAAAGACCACAGGACCAAAAAAAAGAUUCUUGUCCAGCCUUUUUCCCACUAGGCUUAGUCUCAGGAGAAUCCUGGGAGCAUUGGGACAACCACAGCUAGAAACUGAAGAGCCCGUCUCCACCAUCCCCAUUCUCAUGUCAAGGUCUAAAAUAAUAAGAGGGCCCCCAGUUACCUUUUAAAGUUCUGGAUCUGCAGUCACCUCUUAUCGGCAACUAAAAACAAUUUCUUUCUUUCUUUGUUUAUCUUUAAUGUAUGUCUUUCCUUCAGAAAUGGAAAGACCAAGAGAACAAUUUAAUUCGUUUCACCUUUUCUUCUUCGUAGAUAAGGAUUGUCAUUCCUUUAGUGCCUCUCAUCACCACUUCACUCUGCACUUCAAAGGAUGGUACCAACAAAAUGAUGUUCAUAAAACAAAAAGGCCUGUUAGAAGGAGGCCUGCUGACUUUGUGACCAAACAGAAUAUGAAAGAUAUUGCUCAGAGGUACUGUACAUUAAAGCUGAAAAACUAA